Molecule: messenger RNA, 2193 nt
Organism: Eucalyptus grandis
Lineage: Eukaryota; Viridiplantae; Streptophyta; Magnoliopsida; Myrtales; Myrtaceae
Product: serine/threonine receptor-like kinase NFP
Exons: 2
Coding region: 65-1963 (632 amino acids)
Biological process (GO): protein phosphorylation
Molecular function (GO): protein kinase activity; ATP binding
Source: RefSeq, a predicted model, not a curated record
AUAAACCCCUCCUCACAGACAAGCCAGCAAGCAUCCAAAACAAACCCAAAAAAAAAGAAACAAAAUGACAGCCAAACUCCACCAGCCCACUCUCCUCCUGCUCCUCCUCAUCCUCGUCGGCGUCUUCCUCCACCGCUCGCACGCGCAGCCCAACAUCACCGGCUACAACUGCACGGCGAGCCAGACCGGCUACCCCUGCCGGACCUACGCCUUCUACCGGGGCGCCCUCGCCCCGAACUACACCGACCUCGCCUCCAUCGGCGACCUCUUCGGCGUCAGCCGCCUCAUGAUCGCCGAACCCAGCAACAUCUCCGCCUCCGCCGCCGCCCUGUCCGCCCCCCUCGUCGCCGACCAGCCCCUGCUCGUCCCCCUGACCUGCGGCUGCAACCCCACCAACGGCACCAACAACAUCUCCAGCGCCAACACCAACUACACCAUCCGCUCCGGCGACACCUUCUACCUCGUCUCCACCGGGGCCUUCGAGAACCUCACCUCGUACCAGUCGGUCGAGGUCGUGAACCCGUCCCUGGUCCCCACGAACCUGAGCAUCGGGGACGACGUGGUGUUCCCCAUCUUCUGCAAGUGCCCGAACACGACCCAGGUGGCGGGCGGGGUCAAUUACCUGGUCUCGUACGUGCUCCAGUCCAGCGACAACCUCUCGAGCGUCGCGUCGAGAUUCGGGGUCUCGGAACAGAGCAUCGUGGACAUCAACGGCAACAGCACCAAAACCACCGAGACCCUCUUCGUGCCCGUCUCCAAGCUCCCGAAUCUGACCCAACCCAACGUCUCCGCCGCCGCCCCCGCCGCCCCUCCGGCCGCGAAGGAGGAGAGGACGGGGCUCAUCGUGGGGCUGGCCAUCGGGGUCGGACUCCUCGGGGCGUUCUUGAUUCUGGGGAUCGGGCUCUUGGUUCACAGGGAGAGAUCGAGGGAGAAGAGGGGACCGGGCGGGUUGGAGGGAGACGGAGGGGAGAAGAGGCAGGCGUACGGCGACAAAGGGUCGCGGGAGAUGGAGGUGAACCUGCUGGCCGACGUGACGGACUGCCUGGACAAGUACCGGGUGUUCGGGAUCGACGAGCUGAAGGAGGCGACGGAAGGGUUCAGCCCCAGGUGCCUGAUCCAGGGGUCGGUGUACAAGGGCUGCGUCGACGGCGAGAUGUUCGCGAUCAAGAAGAUGAAGUGGAACGCCUACGAGGAGCUCAAGAUUCUGCAGAAGGUGAACCAUGGCAACCUAGUGAGGCUGGAGGGCUUCUGCAUCGACCCGGAGGACGCGAACUGCUACCUCGUCUACGAGUUCAUCCCGAGCGGGUCGCUCCACUCGUGGCUCCACGAGGCCGGCCACCGGGGGAGGCUGGAUUGGAAGACCCGGCUGCGCAUCGCCGUCGAUGUGGCCAACGGCCUCCAGUACAUCCACGAGCAUACCCGCCCGCGGGUCGUCCACAAGGACAUCAAGAGCAGCAACAUCCUGCUCGACUCCAACAUGCGGGCCAAGAUCGCCAACUUCGGCCUCGCCAAGUCGGGCUGCAACGCCAUCACCAUGCACAUCGUGGGCACCCAGGGCUACAUCGCCCCCGAGUACCUGUCCGACGGGGUCGUGUCCACGAGGAUGGACGUGUUCUCCUUCGGGGUCGUCCUGCUUGAGCUGGUCUCGGGGAGGGAGGCGACGGACGAGGAGGGGAGGGUGAUGUGGGCCGCCGCCGUCGAGGCCUUCGGAGGGAGGAGCACCGAGGAGAUCGGGAAGGCCGAGAGGCUGAAGGGAUGGAUGGACGAGGGCCUGCUGGCGGACGAGGCGUGCUCGACGGAGAGCGUCGCGAGCGUGAUGAGCAUCGCGAUCUCGUGCUUGAACCGGGAUCCGUCAAAGAGGCCGAGCAUGGUGGAAAUCGUGUACGCCUUGUGCAGGAGCGACGACAUCUUUGAUUUUUCGGAGGACGCAUCAUCAACUGAUGCUCAAGUUUUGGCAAGAUGAGAGAGAGAAAGAGAAACAGAGAAAGUCCAUGGUCGGAUCUACUGGCUUAUAUUACAAUGUGGAUAAAUAAAUUUGAAUAGAUGAGCUAUAGUUAUGAUAGGUUUUUUUGGGGUGAUAAUAUGUAUAUGCUGUUUUCAUAAAAAUGCAUUAGCAUGGUUUGAUCAAAUUUUGGUUCGUGAUGCAGUUUAAACACAAAUCAAUACUUUUUAUUUAGUUAUACUUAUAUGCAA